Molecule: messenger RNA, 1414 nt
Organism: Salmo salar (Atlantic salmon)
Lineage: Eukaryota; Metazoa; Chordata; Actinopteri; Salmoniformes; Salmonidae
Source: RefSeq, a predicted model, not a curated record
AUUGUUGGCAUUCCUCAGUGUUCCCGCUCUACAUCUGGUAAUCAUUAGCCAUGUCAGUAUAAAGAGGAUUUUGUGCGUAGUCAGGAUCCAGUGCGUCAGUAUGGAGCAGGCUGUGUGGCUGUUGUGUGUCCUGUUUCUGCAGGUCUGUCUGCUCUCCACCACGGCCCUCCCUGGACAAGACAGACGGACAGCAGCCUUUCAGACCAACCAAGCCAUGGGAGGCUCUUCCCCAUUCCUCCCAGGACCUCCACCUCAGGUAGACAUGAAGCCACUGGUUGUGCAGCUCAGAGCAAAGAGACAUGAGGAGAGUGUCCCCGACGGAGACAGGGUAAAGGGAUGCAGCGGCCAUCGUCCAGGGGGUUGUUCAGUGAUGCAGAAUGCUAUUAGACCUCCACCGCCACCCGAGAGUUCCAGGACUAAGAGGCAUGAGGGAAAAAAGGGCAGACGCAAAAGACCCUAUCGUCCUGGAGCCUUGGCUGCAUUUUCCGAAGCAGCUGUUCCUCCUUACAGAUCCUCAGCAUAGAAGAAGACGGUACUGAGACAGAAGACAGGCCAUGGAGAGGAAACCCACCGCUGAAACUUGCUUUAUUUUGGGUCAUAAGUGAAAUAAGCAUGAAAAAAAAAGAUGUGGUAUCGACAGUAAAACACUCAGUCCUGCUUUAUUUGAAGUGCAUCUUGAGAAAGCUUUAAACAUUCAUAUAGGCUUCAUAAGCACUGCAUAAAUGGGACACAAAUAAUCUAUAACUGUAUUUCAUGCUCUAUAAAAUAUUUCUUAAUGUGAUUUAUAAAUGUGAACAAAUAAAUGUAUGGUUAUGUCAUACAGUUAUGCCAUAUUAUGAAUCUUUAUAGAGCAAGAUAUAAGGCUAUAGAUGAUAUGUGAAGCAUCUAUGUGGUGCUUUAUGAAGCCUUCAUAAGAUGCAUUUCAAAUAAAGCGGGACUGAACUUUCAUUGACUUUGCUUUCAGUUUUCCAGCAACGCAAUUAUAAAUAAAACUCUCCCGCGCUAUGGACUGGACUAGACUAUGAAAGCAAUUCACUCAUUUCUGAUUGUUCUGUAAGACAAAUCACAUUGGGGUCACCAAACUUGUAGGUUAUUUUCCUGGAAUCUAGUUAGUUCCUGGAAUCGACUCUGUAUUUUAAUGUUUUUCAAAGCGAGUUAAAACAUAGGAAACAAACAGUUCAAGACACGCGUUCAAUGUAUUUGCUUCAGUAGUCAAUCAUUUCACAAUGUCUCUUUAUUCUUUGUCAAAUGCUCAAUGUUACUGCAUAUUUUACCAUAGCAAACGUUUCAACAGUUGUAUAUGUCUGUUCUACUAAAUAGAAAUGUAUAUUACAGGACAGGAACACAAUCCAAUGUAUUCCUACUGUGGUUAUUAUGAGAGAUUUGACUAAAUCCAGUAAACAUUAAAACCCCA